GAAUUAGCUCAGGUCAUGUUCCCGAUGUUUGUCCACCUGUAUCUGGAAAUAAUUUACAAAGACCGUCAAAAUUUAGCGCGCACCUUUCUAAAGAAGUUCGGACCUACUCAAGAAGAUUACUAUCAAGAAGAUAUAAACCGAUUAAAGACUAUUAAUAGUAAAGAAGACAUGCUAAAAAAUGAAGUAAUCAAAGAUUUUAGAACGUCCGAUUUUGUUGUUAAAAUGUCAAGAGAUUCCAAUCAAAAACUAAAAGACUUUUUAAUGGAGAAUAAACUUACUUUACUGUCAAAUAUUAUCAAUCAAUCCUUAUAUAUAGAAGUGGUUAGUGGAUACCCUAGGCAGAAAUCCCAAAUUGCUCAGACGGCAGGCGCCCUGACAGGAGAAGUUCGCAAUAAUGCAAACAAGGCAAAGGUUCUAUUUGGGAUUCCGAAGGAAUUAGAUAUUUCUACAAUGUUAGAUAUUGAAAAUGAUAGCGAAGAAGAUGACGAUAAACGACCAAAGAAGAAAAAGCUGAAAAAAGAUUCCGGCUCGGCUGCAAAGCGGAAAAAAGUUAGUAACAAUCCUAAUGCGCCUCCUGCUGAUCGCGUUCCUUUCCCUGAAAUGAAAGAAUCUGAUAUCACUUCACGUGAAGGAGCGGUAAAGGAAAUGCUAGACAGAACCCAUUUGAAAUCGCCUUCAAUAUGCUUUUUUACUGUCUUUAGAGCCUCGAAGGGUCUCACUUGUGCAACACUUUCCGAAGAUUCUACUCGCCUCUGUCUUGCAUAUGAGGAUUGUUCGGUUCAAAUCAGAAGCAUUAGUCGUAAGAAACUUAGGCCGGUAAAAUCAGCUGCAGAUCUAGCAUCAGUCAACAAGGAAGCAGAAGAUGUUAUGGAAAGAAUAAUGGAUGAUAAAGCUGCUACGGACACACGCAAGUUUAUCGGCCAUAGUGGCCCAGUGUAUGCAGUUAGCAUAAAUCCUGAAGGGACUUUCUUACUUUCAGCUUCUGAAGAUGGAACAAUUCGUCUUUGGAGCUUACACACAUUCACAUGCAUCGUCUGCUUUAAAGGGCACAGUUAUCCUGUUUGGGAUGUAAAAUUCAGUCCACGCGGCUAUUAUUUCGUUUCUGGAUCUCAUGACCGAACGGCCCGCCUAUGGACUACCGACAGUAUACAGCCUUUGCGCGUAUUUGUUGGACACUUAUCCGAUGUCGAUUGUGUCCAAUUUCAUCCAAACUGUAAUUAUAUCGCGACUGGCUCGAGUGAUCGCUCUUGUAGACUUUGGGAUAUCCCUACUGGGAAAUGUGUAAGAUUGUUUACGGGCCAUAAGGCCACGGUCAACUGUCUCACGUUCUCAAUCGAUGGUCGUUACAUGAUUUCUGGCGGAUUCGAUAAAUUUAUAUUUAUUUGGGAUUUGCGAAGUGGAACUGUUGUAAAUCAUCUGAAUGGUCAUUUUGGAGCUAUUUAUUCUGUCGUUCUUAACAGGGACGGCAAUAUCCUUGCAUCAGGCGGAGAAGAUUACUCUAUUAGACUUUGGAAUCUUAAGAAAAUUAUUAGCAAGCACGAAGAGAUGGUUAAUAUAGAAAUUAAUGAAGACAAGCCAAAGUCUGAACCUGAAAAUUAUUUGAUUGAUUCUUACAUGACCAAGCAAACACCCGUAUGUGCUGUACACUUUACUAGGCAAAAUUUAUUAAUCGGCGUCGGUGCUUUUAAAUCAGACGACUAAAAAUGAACCCAUGAUGUUGAUGUCCUUUAUUACAAACCCUUUUGUUGUAUGUAAAUACCUCUCUACCUCUAUUAAAGUCUUGAGCCUAAGUAUACUCGUAGGUAAUGGAAAUACUAAAAACUAAUGUAUCUCUGCAUAUUCAAGUUUGCAGUUUGUAUGUUGAUGACAGAAUUUUAACUGAUCUAUUCGUAAGUUACUUGUGUAGUGAGCUUGUUGCACCUUACACUACAUAAGAUUAAAUAAGAGAUUGACCAUACUUCGACUGGAUAUGGUAACUUUUUUGUAUAGUUAAAGUAAACCGUAGCGGUAAUUAUAGCUCAAUGCAUUACGCUCUGUGCAGUAUGAUACUGCAUGAUUAUUGUGAAAUUGAGAAACAAGUACAAUAGCAAUAUUUACCACUUUACGAUGUACUCUUCGUAUUCAACCCAGUACAGUAGUGACUGACUUAGAACUGAAUAUCCUUGCGAGUAUAUUUUGG
Molecule: messenger RNA, 2179 nt
Organism: Trichoplax adhaerens
Lineage: Eukaryota; Metazoa; Placozoa; Uniplacotomia; Trichoplacea; Trichoplacidae
Exons: 16
Coding region: 16-1701 (561 amino acids)
Biological process (GO): transcription initiation at RNA polymerase II promoter
Cellular component (GO): transcription factor TFIID complex
Molecular function (GO): RNA polymerase II general transcription initiation factor activity; protein binding
Source: RefSeq, a predicted model, not a curated record